AAGGGAGUCUCCGAUGCGUCGCUAGUGGGCGCUCCGGGCAGAGGCCGGCCAUGUUGAGGCGGGAAGGCCCUACCGCCUCCUGGUGGCCACGCUGUGCGGCGGCACGGCGGAUCCCCGCGCGCCCACCGAGCGUUCUGACUCGAGACCCUCCUCAGGAAACCACGCAGCUGGGUCGCCUACGUCAACGGUCGGGACCCCAUGGUCGCCCUCUGCCCCUGUUCGCCCCUCAGGCUCUCGAGCCCAGCCCCUGCCCGCCUCACAGAAUGCAGCCCUUAGGCCUCAAGAGUCCCCACGCGCUUGGCCAGCGGCCUCUGCUAUCGUUGCUGCUCCUGCUGUGGCUGCUGCUGAGGCCAGUAACCUGCGCCCAGACCACCCUAGGCGCCCGCAGCGCCCGGACCAUGCGGGGAAUCCCUAGUGCCUCAACCAGGCCAGACAGGGCCCCUAUAGCGCCAGGCACCCCGGGAGUCCCGAGUCUGCAGAAACGCGCAAGGGCCCUGAUGCGGGACUUCCCGCUUGUGGAUGGCCACAACCACCUGCCCUCACUCCUGAAACAGUUUUACAAGAACAAGCUACAAGGUGUUAACCUGCGCAAUUUGAGUCUUGGCCAGACCAGCCUGGACAAGCUUAGGGAUGGCCUCGUGGGUGCACAGUUCUGGUCAGCCUAUGCCCCAUGCCAGACCCAGGACCAGGAUGCCGUGCGCCUCACAUUGGAGCAGAUUGACCUCAUUCGUCGCAUGUGUGCCUCCUACUCUGAACUGGAGCUUGUGACCUCAGCCAAAGGACUGAGCAGCACUCAAAAGCUGGCCUGCCUUAUUGGCGUGGAAGGUGGUCACUCACUGGACAGCAGCCUCUCUGUGCUCCGAAGUUUCUACCUGCUGGGAGUACGCUACCUGACACUCACAUUUACCUGCAGCACACCCUGGGCAGAGAGUUCCACCAAGUUUCAACACCACUUCUACACCAACAUCAGUGGGUUGACAAGCUUUGGUGAGAAGGUGAUAGGGGAAAUGAACCGCCUGGGCAUGAUGGUGGACUUGUCCUAUGGGUCGGACAUCUUGGUGCGGCAAGCCCUGAAGGUGUCAAGGGCCCCUGUGAUCUUCUCCCACUCAGCUGCCAGGGCUGUGUGUGACAAUAUGCUUAAUGUUCCUGAUGACAUCCUGCAACUUCUGAAGAAGAAUGGUGGCAUUGUGAUGGUGUCACUGUCCAUGGGGGUGCUGCAGUGUAACCUGUUUGCUAAUGUGUCCACGGUGGCAGAUCACUUUGACCACAUCAGGGCAGUAAUUGGAUCUGAGCACAUUGGGAUUAGUGGAAAUUAUGAUGGAUCUGGCCGGUUCCCACAGGGGCUGGAGGACGUGUCCACAUACCCAGUACUGGUAGAGGAGCUGCUGAAGCAUGGCUGGAGGGAGGAAGAGCUUCAGGGUGUUCUUCGUGGAAACCUGCUGCGGGUCUUCAGACAAGUAGAACAGGUGAGAGAGGAAAACAGUGGCCAGAGCCCAGUGGAGGAUGAAUUUCCAAACAGGCAGGUGGGCAAGUCCUGCCACUCCCACCUCCUGACUCGGCCUCAGCACAAACACCUGGCCACACACCAGGCGGGAAACAAGUGGCCAACCAGUCAGGCCCCCCAGAGGCCCUCAAAAGCCUCCCCAAACCUCAUUCUAGGCCUGGUGGCAGCUGCGACUUUUUCAAACCUCAUCCUGUGGCACUAGUGACCUAGAUAGUCCCCCAGAAGUCACUGUGGCAAUGUCUCACAAAGUUCCCCUCCUAGUCCUCCAGGCACAAGCAUAUAUAUGCUGAGAAUAAACAUUUUGGGUACAGA
Messenger RNA from Phacochoerus africanus (Common warthog), 1816 nucleotides. RefSeq names its product dipeptidase 3 (gene DPEP3). The record is from RefSeq and is a predicted model, not a curated record. NCBI's taxonomy places the organism in Eukaryota, Metazoa, Chordata, Mammalia, Artiodactyla, Suidae. Gene Ontology annotation, biological process: proteolysis. The transcript has 10 exons. Bases 51 to 1706 code for a protein of 551 amino acids. Gene Ontology annotation, molecular function: metallodipeptidase activity.